This is a messenger RNA of Thlaspi arvense, 1880 nucleotides long. Lineage: Eukaryota; Viridiplantae; Streptophyta; Magnoliopsida; Brassicales; Brassicaceae. The record is from the annotation of a GenBank genome assembly.
CUCUGUUUUGUUGUGAAUAUGUUUCGCGCUUUUGCACUGCUUUCAGGCUUUCAUGGUGAUCCCGCCAAUCAAAAAGAAAAAGUUUUUUAGGUUUUACAUUUGAAAUUAACUUUCUUCAAGGGGAGAGAGAGUACAGAGAUGGAGUUCAGCAUAAGCGGCAAUGCGCUAAAGACCUUCGCUCGGUCCAUAAUCUGCCUCGCACGCGUCGGCAACGAGCUCGUCGUCCAAGCUUCACCGACCCAGCUGGGAUUGCACACUCUAAAUGCUUCUCGUUCUGCCUAUCAGUCUAUUACAUUUCAGUCAGGUUUCUUUGAUGCUUAUGCUGUUCAAGGUCCUCAAGCUCAUUUCAGUGUCCUUUUGAAGGCUGUUUGUUCUGUUCUUAGGACCCCUGUCGCGAGCAUUGAUCAUAUGAGUGUGCACUUGCCAGACCAAGACGCAUCUAAGGUCAAGUGGGCACUGGAAUGUUACAGUGGUAUGAAGAAAACAUACUGGAUUACUUGCAAUGUGGAGCCAGAUAUACAGCAUCUGUCGCUUGAUAGGGGUAGAUUUCCGAGUGGUUUAGUUGUGCAACCUCGGAAUCUGAGCAAGUUGCUUGGAAACUUCCAGUCAUCCCUCCAAGAGAUUACAAUAAUUGCUACAGACCAAACUUCUUUUCCAUCCGACGCUGCAAGUGAAAUAGGUGGCAAAGCUGUUGAAUUCCGGAGCUAUGUGGAUCCGACCAAAGAUGGUGACUCUUUGUUACAUACUCAGCUAUGGAUAGAUCCAUCAGAAGAAUUUUUGCAGUAUACUCACGCGGGUGACCCUAUUGACAUCACGUUUUCUUUGAAGGAACUAAAGGCAUUUCUUUCAUUUUGUGAGGGCUGUGAAGCGGACAUUCAUCUUUUCUUUGAAAAAGCUGGCGAGCCAAUACUGAUGGCUCCAAAAUUUGGCAUGGGUGAUGGGUCAAACUCAAGUUUUGAUGCCACGCUCGUUCUUGCGACAAUGCUUGUAUCUCAGCUACAGGAAGGGGCUCCGCCAGAAGCUCCGGAAGCAGCAAACUCCACAGGUGACCAUGCUGCCGAGCAAGUAGGGCCAGAGCGUCAAGAUCGGUCUAGGCAGAGUGCCUCUGAGCACCCAUCUGAGCACACACGAGUUUGGUCUGAACUUUCAGGAACUGCGACUAAGAGCGUUAACGGUUCCGAGGAGAGGCCACAGGCUCAGGGACAACCAGACUUGAAUAUCCAAAGAAUUAGAGAUAUUGAAAUAUCAAAAGGUGGACCAGCUGGAGACAAUGCUCCCGGACCUUCUAACUCCCAACGUCCCAUACAGAUGGAUCACGCCGGCGAAGGAUCUCGAGUACGGGUUGAGAACAACCAAAACUUCUCCCAGCGUCAUCCUAGUAAUUGGGUAGGUGCAAGUGAUGAUGAAGACGAGGACGACGGUGUUGAGGCGACGCCACCUCAUAAUGAAGAUUAUUAACUCAAGUCUCUUUCCCCUUGAAGCCAACUGAAACGAGUCGUAAGCAGAUAAUGGAAACGGCAUCAGAAUGGGACAGAACAUACAAGUAAUAUAGUAAGGCACUAAGAUCUUGCUUUUUUUUUUCCAAACAUAUACAUAUAAAAUGAUCUGCAUUUUAGGGUAAGAUGUCACUCUCUAACUCGAUUAUAUGGAAAUGGUGGGAGUAAAUGCAUGCAUAUAUGCGCAGUGUUAGGUGCUUCGUCCACUAUAAUCAAAAUUGAUCAUUUCUUGGCAAAACUUCUGGAUCGCGUGCAGUAUUGUUCACUUGUUCAGUCAUGUUUUUGUUUGUUAUCUAUUUACUUUUCUUUCUAACUGAACAUAAAAAAAUAGAAUGCCAACACACCCUGAACCUAUGCUGCAUCUAUACAUAUAUUCUUAUUGCA